Messenger RNA from Scutellospora calospora, 524 nucleotides. The record is from the annotation of a GenBank genome assembly. Lineage: Eukaryota; Fungi; Glomeromycota; Glomeromycetes; Diversisporales; Gigasporaceae.
CAAGUCAAAAAGCACCUGAAAUAAUUGCCGAUGGAUCAUAUUCUAAAAAUUUAGACGUCAGUACUAGUUCAACUAGUUCAUUAGGACCGAGCAUGGUUGUUUCUCAUGUUUCUUCACCAUCGACUAAUACUAAUAAUAAAGAUCGAUUGAUAAAAGCAAAAAUAUUGGAGAUUAAUUACUUACGAAGUGAGAGUGAUAAAACAAAACAAAAAAUGAAAAAUCUUUCAGAAAGUAAUAUUUUAUUAGAAAAGGAGAAUACAGAACUUUUAGAAAGAAUUAAAUCAUUGGAAAAAGAGAAUGCAGAGCUAAAAGAGAAGAAUAAUGUCCGAGACCUUGAUCUACAUCUAGGAUCAAGUUCUGAGGAUCAAGAAUUAUAUGAGAAAAUCCAUUUAUUAGAGCAAGAAAAAUCCGAGUUCAAAGAUCAAAUAAAAACCAUAGAACAGGAAAAUUCCGAGCUCCAAAAUCAAAUAAAAACAAUGAAAAAAGAAAUGUCUGAAUCUAAGGAAAGUUUUCAACUCGAUAAG